AUGUGUGGUAUCAGUGCCAUUCUUCUCGGCGAUCCCAAAGCCACCACGGCUGGUAUCGAGCUCCACGAGAGCAUCUACUAUCUUCAACAUCGUGGACAAGAUGCUGCUGGUAUCACAGUCUGCCAGGGAGGAAGAUUGUACCAGAUGAAGGGCAACGGCCUGGCCUCCAAGGUCUUCCAGGAACCCGCCCGUAUCCCCGAGACACUUCCCGGAUAUGCCGGUAUCUCUCACGUCCGGUAUCCUACUGCUGGAACUUCCUCUGCUUCUGAAGCCCAGCCCUUCUACGACAGCCCUUUCGGUUUGAGUUUGGCUGUCAACGGCAACCUGGUCAACAGCACGGAACUCCGUAGCUUUUUGGAUCUUGAGGCCCACCGCCAUGUCAACACCGACUCCGACUCAGAACUUCUCCUCAACGUCUACGCUCACGCUCUGCACGAGCUCGGUAAGGCUCGAGCCAAUGUGGACGACAUUUUCGCCGGUCUCCGUGAAGUGUACUCGAGGUGCAAGGGUGGAUUUGCCUGUGUUGCCAUGAUCACUGGUUUUGGUGUCCUCGGUUUCAGGGAUGAGAACGGAAUCCGCCCCCUUUGCCUCGGAUCCCGACCUUCUGCCACUCUUGAUGGAACUAUGGAUUACUUCAUGGCCUCCGAGUCUGUUGCCCUGACCCAGCUCGGCUUUACUAACAUUGUCGACAUUCUGCCUGGACAAGCCGUUUUCAUCCAGAAGGGCGGCCACCCCCAGUUCCGACAAAUUGUCGAGAUGAAGUCGUACACCCCCGAUAUUUUCGAAAUGGUCUAUUUCUCCAGGCCUGACUCCUCUCAAGAUGGAAUCUCCAUCUACCGUAGUCGGCAGAACAUGGGAGAGAGGCUCGCAGAGAGGGUCAAGGAUGUGCUGGGCGAGAAGGGUGUCCAAGAGAUUGAUGUUGUUAUUCCAAUUCCUGAGACUAGCAACACAUCCGCAGCUGCCCUGGCCAGUCGCCUGCAGAAGCCGCUCUCCAAUGCUUUUGUCAGGAACAGAUACACUUUCCGAACAUUCAUCAUGCCGGGCCAAAAGGCACGACAACAGGGCAUUCGACGAAAGCUGUCGCCCAUCGCGUCCGAAUUCAAGGACAAGGUUGUCCUGCUCGUUGAUGAUUCCAUCGUUCGUGGUAACACGUCACGUGAAAUUGUUUUGAUGAGCAGAGAAGCUGGUGCCAAGAAGGUCAUCCUGGCUUCGUGUUCUCCCGAAAUCACACACCCCCACGUGUAUGGCAUUGAUCUUGCCGACCCCGCACAGCUCGUUGCUCACAAUAGGACUGUGAAGGAGAUCGCCAAGGAGAUCGGCGCCGAUGAGUUGAUCUACCAAUCGCUGGAUGACCUCAAGGCCGCCUGCCUCGAUGCCAUCGAUGGCGAGACCCAGAUCAAGGACUUCGAAGUUGGAGUCUUUUGUGGAAAGUACCAGACAGAUGUGCCAGAGAGCUACUUUGAGCACCUCAGCGAGAUCCGCGCCAAGGGCAAGAAGAGAAAGAACGUUGAGGAGGAAGGCUCAGAUGCCAAGAAGCUCACCCUGGUGUCCAACAGUGGCCCGGUGAAUGUGCGCAAGGUUCAAGAAGAAGAAGAGGACAAGCCUGUCAUCGACCAGGAUGACAUCAGCCUUCACAACUCUGCGACCGAGCGGUAG
Molecule: messenger RNA, 1656 nt
Organism: Fusarium keratoplasticum
Lineage: Eukaryota; Fungi; Ascomycota; Sordariomycetes; Hypocreales; Nectriaceae
Product: Amidophosphoribosyltransferase
Exons: 16
Coding region: 1-1656 (551 amino acids)
Biological process (GO): purine nucleotide biosynthetic process; purine nucleobase biosynthetic process
Cellular component (GO): cytoplasm
Molecular function (GO): amidophosphoribosyltransferase activity
Source: RefSeq, a predicted model, not a curated record